UGCUUGCUUUCAUCACUCUUCGUGUGAUGAACGAGUAUUGCGUGCAGUAUAUAUUUAAAUAACCCUACUUGUCUAGUUUCACUAUUUCCAUGCCACAAUGAGGUCGUUGGUGUACUUACUGCUGUUGGUUUGUGGUACCAACUGCUGUUCAAUCAUASCAAAUAUUCCGUAUUACACAAUAACACAACGUACAAUCUUGGCACCAUUAGUGGUCCAUGGCCGUGUACUCAACACAACAGCUACGUAUCAGAACUAUUUUAGAUACAAGGCAUGCAUUCAAGUCCUUGAAGUCAUCAAGGGUGACAAGAACCUUCCAAAGGAAAUUUGUUUUGGCUAUUUCGGUGUAGAAGAGAUGUGCUUAACUCACGUUUCCAGCUUUGUUGACUACAUCUUUUACAUGACCUCAGACAUGAARGCAAAUUACGAAGAUGGCCAGCCUAAAUCUUCCGCACAAGUGGCAAAUAACCACACUCUUGCUAUGGCCAAACGAGGUGUUUGUAAUCCGCUUCUCUCUMAGUCCUCAUCUUGUCGUCGCCCAAUAAUUUCACGUGACCGCAAGAAAUUCAAGUCGAUUGUACGAGUUCAGGAAGAGAAAACAGCUGAAUUGGUGUGUCAUGCCAGUGGCACCUCCCCCCUUGUCGUCAUAUGGAGUAAGCGAGGGGAUAGWGGAUUUCAGCAUACUGUACCACAUUCAUCAAAYACACUACGCCUGAGGCGUGUCAGUAUGAGUGAUAUGGGUGUUUACGAGUGUACAAUAUGGAAUCCUGCAGGAAAAACAACUGCGAUCGUGAGGCUGUUUAUCGAUCCUGUUCCAUGUGGGACCUUUAUGUAUCUUAAACCUGGYGAACAAGAACAAAUCCAAAGUCCACAUUACCCACAAUCCUACAGAAAAGACAAGAUGUGCUCCUGGAGGAUUUGCCCGUCACCAGGGAAACGAGUCAAACUGGAUUUUAAAGAGGUCAAUUUACGUCCUGUUAAUAAUGAUCAUCUACAGAUUUUGCACGAAUGCACGCCUGUGAGAUCCACGCUGAAGUUCUGUGGUUCUUUUAACCCUGGUGUACUUGUUUCCCAGUGUGCCUCGCGCUGCAUUCAAGUUUGGUUUCAAUCGGGWAAUUUCAGRACCAUAGGAUCAUCAAACAAGGAGUUUAGAUUCCAUGCUGUGGCAUCGGCRACAGACGAAGCGACAGACUUGUUUAAUUUUGAAACUUUGUACUGUAGUCAUGAUCUUCUUAUCAAGUUUAUUCCUAAGGAUAUCAACUAUAAAAGGAUGAUAGGUCGAGUUGUACACGGCUUCAAAAAUCCCAGGGGUGGAAAAGACAUCACUAUAAAUUUUGAAGGCUUUCGCAGGAGAGGUUUAUUUGGCUGCCUAAGUAAAAUUCUCCCGAACAAGGAAUAUUACGUUGGUGCAACGAGAUCGUCGAACGGUUUUAUCAUGAAUUUCGCUAUGCCUACAUAUGCACGGAAUUUACCCAAAAAGUUCGAGAACGAGCUUAACAAAGUCAAAGCGACACCACCAAACUGUAGACCACGUGGUUAACCACGCCCAACAAGAAAGGACGGUUAACAAGGAUGCCCGAGUAAGGAAYCGUCCAAUAGAUCUAAUUUAAGCUUGCCAAUAAUAGAAUAAGUYGAGCAUUUGUUAGGUUUGAGUAUUUUAUAUCACAUCAAUAUAAACAUAAAAAUGCAAAAAUAACAAUACAUUGGUUCGACAAUUGACUUUAUUAAAAUGCUUACAAUUUGACAGUCUAUUCUUGGUAUAUGUUAUGGUAUGGUAUGACAUGGCAAUCAUGACAGACAACAGAGUUGUUAAUAAGUAAAACCAUASUUAAACUAAGGUAAAACUGUUUCAAGAUGUGAGAAACCACGGUUUUACUCCAGACUCGUACGCAGCCGUUAGUGGGUUACGAGUCUGGUAUUACUCUAACAAUCGCAAUCGCAAGUCGCAUGGAAAAAAGGAUAAAAAACUUUUUUUUUUGGUAAUGAGAAAUCAAUUUURAUACAUUACCCAUGAGUCACAACGGUCUGUCCUGUUUGCCAACAUCUAAUGCGUUUUGGUGCUAAUAAAUGGUGGAUUACUAU
Molecule: messenger RNA, 2079 nt
Organism: Exaiptasia diaphana
Lineage: Eukaryota; Metazoa; Cnidaria; Anthozoa; Actiniaria; Aiptasiidae
Exons: 7
Coding region: 98-1537 (479 amino acids)
Source: RefSeq, a predicted model, not a curated record